CUUGUUCACCAUCUGGAGAACACCACCAAGAAUAUGCUGGCCAAGGUGCACGCUGGGCAAAAGGUGACUGCCCUGGACCUGGCAGUGCAGGACAUCCUGAAGAAGGAGCUGGGCCACCUGCCUCCGCACCUGGACCUCCUCUGCAGGAUGGCCCAGCUGUACCACACAGAGCUGCAGCACAUGGAGCACAUGGCCUCAGACGCCCUCAAGUCUGUGCAGGUCACCAAGGUGAAAUGGUCCGGGGCACCUCAGGGCCCUCUGCCACUCUCCAGAGCCCACAGACGGCACAACGCGCCCGCGCUGCUGAGUCUUCCUGCACUACAGAGCAAAAGCGCCAAACUGGAGGCCGCCAAGUCCCAGCAGGAGCAUGAGGCCAUGGUGAUGGAGAAGAUGGAGAAGGCCAAGGCUGCGGCACAGUGCUCCUGCCUCUGGGACAUCCCCGGCAGGCUCCUGGCGCAGCAGAAGUCCUCACUGGAGCAGGAUCAGUUCCUCCAUCAGUGCAUGGAGAAGGAGCAGACACUGCUGCUGGAGGAGGAGCUGCGGAGGAAGCUGGAGCAGGAGGUGGCUCGGCUGCAUCAAAUGUGAGCCCAGGUGAAGAAGAGCCAGGAGCUCCUGCUCGAGUUUGAGGACGCCCUGGACCACCUUGUCGCCCGUCUGCACGGCAUCCCCGUGCCUGGCCAGGACGAUUCUGCCAAGGCCAGCGGGGUGCAGGAGAAGAUCCAGCUCUGUCAGCAGAAGCUGCGGUACCUGGUGCAGCGCGUGGCCAGCUUGCUCCCUGACAUGCAGAGCCUCGAUGAGGACAACGAGACUUUCGUCAAGGUGAGACUGUACCUGGAGAAAUCAAUUGCGAACCAUCCACAGAACCUGAGGGUUAUCUUGGAGGACACAGGCAGUAGCAUGCAAGACCCCUUUGACUUUGGGGAGAAAGAUGAUGGCCUGGUCCCCAUGUGGGAAGGCAUCAAGAGGCAGGGGCUGCAGCUGAUUAAGAGGAUGAAGAGAAAGAAGAAGCAGUAG
This is a messenger RNA of Opisthocomus hoazin, 1014 nucleotides long. NCBI's taxonomy places the organism in Eukaryota, Metazoa, Chordata, Aves, Opisthocomiformes, Opisthocomidae. The record is from RefSeq and is a predicted model, not a curated record.